Oncorhynchus gorbuscha (pink salmon) is the source of this 2492-nucleotide messenger RNA. RefSeq names its product RAS guanyl releasing protein 4 (gene rasgrp4). The coding region runs from base 91 to 2349 and encodes 752 amino acids. Lineage: Eukaryota; Metazoa; Chordata; Actinopteri; Salmoniformes; Salmonidae. Gene Ontology annotation, biological process: positive regulation of GTPase activity; Ras protein signal transduction. The record is from RefSeq and is a predicted model, not a curated record. Gene Ontology annotation, cellular component: plasma membrane. Gene Ontology annotation, molecular function: calcium ion binding; guanyl-nucleotide exchange factor activity. The transcript has 18 exons.
CAGAGAGAGAGAUACAGAGAGUCUGCGAGAGAGGCAAUAGGAGCAGCCGUGGAGGACUAAGAAGAGGAUGACCCUGUGAUCUUGCCAAGGAUGAGCAGAGACGAGGAGAGACGCAUCACUAUGAAUAAGGCCAAGAGAAAGUCUCGUGUGGACAGCCCUGGAGGUGUGAGAAGCAGGAGAACGGUUCAGAGGAGGAUGACCUGCCCUAGCUUCCCGGAGAUCACUAGAGUGCUGCAGAACCCUGUCCCCAGUCCCCGUUCUGCUAGCCUAGACGAGCUUAUCCUGCGAUGCCUGCACUGCUUCGACUCGGAUGGAAAGCUUUCGCGGGGGUCUCAGCUAGUUCACAUGACUCUGAUGAUGCACAGCUGGGUUGUUCCCUCACAGACCUUCGCCCAGAAACUCCUCGCCCUCUAUAAGGACUGUCCAGUGGAAAAGAGAGGACUGAGACGACCGCAGGUCUGCCACCUUAUCAGACAGUGGAUCAGCAGGUUCCCAGCGGUGUUUGAGGCUGACCCUCAACUAGAGCAGAUGAUGGGAGAAUUGUGGACCCUGGCUAGGUCUGAGACACAGGCCAUCAUAGACACAUCCUACCUUUAUGAUGCCAUCCCACCAUGUCUGUUUGAGUACGCUUCCUGUCACAGAGGGAAAUGUUCCUGUACGUUUGAGACCUUCUCACAACUCAGUCCAGUGAUCCCAGCCUCCCAGGCCCCGUCUCAGUCUGUAAAGAAGAGGAAGGUCUCUCUACUGUUUGACCACAUGGAGCCGGAUGAGAUGGCUGAACACCUCUCCUACCUGGAGUUCAAAAACUUCUGCAACGUCUCGUUCCUGGAUUACCGUAGCUACGUGGUGCGUGGCUCUGUGAGGGACAACCCAUCCCUGGAGCGCAGUGUCAUGAUGUGUAAUGGGGUGUCUCAGUGGGUCCAGCUGAUGAUUCUGAGCAGACACACUGCACAGCAGAGAGCCCAGGUCUUCACCAAGUUCCUACACGUAGCCCAGAGGCUGCAUGCGCUGCAGAACUUCAACACUCUGAUGGCGGUGACGGGUGGUCUGUGUCACAGCUCCAUCUCUCGUCUGAAGGACACCGCCAGUCUGCUACCCCCUGACGUCACUAAGGCCCUGAGCGAGAUGACAGAGCUGCUGUCCUCCUCCAGUAACUAUAGUAACUACCGACGGGUGUACAGUGAGUGUUCGGGGUUUAAAGUGCCUAUCCUGGGGGUCCACUUGAAGGAUCUGAUCUCCCUGAACGAGGCCCUGCCAGACUACCUGGAGGAGCAGAAGAUUAACCUGGGGAAACUGCAGCAUCUCUACUCUAACAUCUCUGACCUGCUGUCGGUACACUCCUGCUCUCCUCCGUUUGAAGCCAACAAGGAUCUGCUGCAUCUACUUACCCUGUCUCUGGAUCUGUACUACACGGAAGAUGAGAUCUAUGAGCUGUCCUACACCAAGGAACCCAAGAACCCUAAGACACAGCCUGUAGCACCUGUCAAAUCCCCAGUUGUAGCAGAGUGGGGGUCAGGGGUGACUCCGAGGCUGGACCCAGACACCAUUUCUAAACACGUCAAACAGAUGGUGGAUUCCAUCAUGAAGAACUACGACCUGAACCAGGAUGGGUACAUCUCUCUGGAGGACUUUAAGAAGAUAGCAGCUAACUUCCCCUUCUCCUUCUGCAACAAUGAUAGUGACAGAGAGGGGGAGAUCAGUCAUCAGCAGAUCAACUCCUACUUCAUGAGGGGGAUGUCCGUAUGUGCCAAACUAGGAUACAACUUCAAGAACGUUCACAACUUCCACGAGACCACGUACAAGCGACCCACCUUCUGUGACACUUGUGGAGGCUUUCUGUGGGGAGUUAUCAAGCAGGGCUUCCACUGUCGAGACUGUGGGGUAAACUGUCACAGACACUGCCAGGACCUGUGUGGGAUGCAGUGUGUGAAGAGAGACAGGGUGUAUGCUGGGUCAUGUCCCUCCACCCCUGCCUCAGCCCUCACUCCUGUCCCAGACCUCCUGACCAAGGCAAACAGCUGGAGUUCGUCAGAAGACAACACCUUUGUUUUCCCCGGGGGUAACAGUAAUUGGGGUAACAACCGUAAUAGGAGGGACUUGGACCGGUCCACUCUGGGUAACAGGGGUGACUCUGCGCUCUCAGACCGGUCCACCCAGACAGACCCGGGGUUGUGGAUGCCUGUGAGUGUGGACAAGAAGGGAAACCAGCAAGUUCUCCCUAUAGAGAGAGACAGGGGCUGUGUUGUGAAGCCCCAGAGAUUCCUUGGCUCCUCCAUGCCCGCCUCCUUCCUGCAGGAGAAGAUGGAGGAGCUCAACUUGAUCAGAGAUAAGAGCCGAGAACCCGACUGAGCUGGGACACUGGAUACCCAAGGACAGACACACACACACACGAACGGACGGACAGACACACACACACACACGAACGGACACACACAGACAAACGGACGGACAGACACACACACACACGAACGGACGGACACACACACGAACGG